AUGAGUGCAGUUUCUUCGGUAACGCCGGCGACCGUCGCCAGCGUUGCGGCCCCGCCGGAUGGCACCAUCGAUCCGUAUUCGAAGGAUGCUAUCAACCAGUUAUUUCGUCGCCAGCCGCAGAGGUUUCGUUUUGUGAGCAAAUUCAACGCUAAAAGUGCCUCCUGGAAAGACUUCGAACUCGUGUAUCUCGACAACCAUCUCAAGGAUUUCGCGCGAUGCGUCCACUGUAAGAGCUUCGUGACGUACUCGAGUAAAAAAGGUACCGGAGGCAUGCUCCGUCAUCGAUGUGUGGGCAAGGACGGCCCAGCGUCGGAUGGAGACUCGCCUCCGGCAAAAAAAUCCAGCACGGCCGCCGCGCCGAGAAACCUAUCGCCCAGACCCCUCACCCUACUAGCGGGAACUCCCGCCCCGAGACCCGUGAACGGCGUGUGCGCCUUGCUCAAUAUACCGAAGCAAGGAGGAACCCCCAUACAGACCAUCCUCUACAAUCCCGAACAGGGCCUACGAAUACAGAACCUUGCCAAACUGGGUUUAACCGUGCAGAAAGCGGCUCGAGAUGGGAAAAAUUCCCCUCCGAUCCCAGCCAGUGCCGUCACGAACGUGUCCAUAACGAAAGUACUCGUCCCGGAAGUGAAAACGGAAGUCAGAAGUGACGACCAUCUUUCUCCGGCAGGACAAGAAAUCGAAACGGCAACGCGGGCUGACAGGGUUAUGAAAGAAGAGAAAUUGCACGAGGUUAACGGAGUCGAGCAAAUCGUAUCGAACGUCGAAAUCCACGAAGAUAUCAGCUACGAUGCUCCGAGCAGCAUAUCGGACGACCCGAGGAACGGCGACUUUUCGCUUCUGACUGCCCCAGCGGAAGUCCAGCUCGCCGAUCUGCAAGUGCGACAUGAGAUCGAGGAACACAACGCCAGAAUGGAGCUGUACAAAAAGAAAAUGGAAAUUGUUGAAAUGAAGAAAGAGUUUUGGAAAUCGAAGCUCAAGGAGCUGAAAGUCAACUUUUGA
Messenger RNA from Galendromus occidentalis (western predatory mite), 1005 nucleotides. It is a transcript of the gene BEAF-32, whose product is annotated as Boundary element-associated factor of 32kD. The coding region runs from base 1 to 1005 and encodes 334 amino acids. Lineage: Eukaryota; Metazoa; Arthropoda; Arachnida; Mesostigmata; Phytoseiidae. The transcript has a single exon. The record is from RefSeq and is a predicted model, not a curated record.